AUGCAGAAGUUGAAUCUAUCUCCUUAUCCGGGCUUCGAUGAGACAGGUUCCUAUAUAGAACAACACCCGAAUACACGUGUGAGACCUGAUGGAGAAGAAUAUGCAAACAAAAGCAAAGGAUGUAUAAAUUUGUUCAUUUCAGAAAAACAUAAACAUGUUAUACCCCCACCACCGUCACCUAGGCUUCCAUCAAGGGAGGCCAGAAACAACUAUGAAAUAUCAAAAACUGGGCACAUUGGGAACUUACUAGGGGGCACAGGUCAGCCACCACCAAAGGAGCCUAUGCCUGUCGCAAGACUAACUAUGGAAAGUAUGAGCAUCGCAGAAUCUCACAAAGGACAACAAAUGAACACUUUGUUUACCAAAUUUGGUCAACAUGGACCAUCUGCUCGGCCACCUUCUAGAGUCAAGCAUGAAGCUGAAGACAGUGCAGACCUUGGCAGAGGUGGAAGGAUGAAUGCUUUGCUUCACAAUCCAAACUCAAUUCCUGAUACACCAAGAAGUGUGCCCAGGGUCAGGUUGGAUGCCACAGAAAUUGCAGAGAAAGGUGUUGCAGGAAGUAUGGCCAAGGUGUUUGGACAAUAUGGAACAAAUCUUGGGUCUUGUGUAAGAGUUCCUCGUGUCAAACCUGAAGCAGAGAUGAUGGCAAAAUUGGACAGAGGGAUUCAAGUAGAGCGUCUUUUUCAUGAGUAUGGGAAACAGAAGACUAUUACACAACCUGCACCUAAAGUUAGAGAUGGCAAAGAAAUGGCAGCAAUGGACAGAGGAGUGCGAAUGUCUAAACUAAUGCAUGAAAUAGAAAAGCUGCCUUCAAAUCCCAGACCUCAUUCAAGAAUAACAUCCGCUGCUGGAAGAAGAAAUAUGAAAAACAACAGAGGAAGCAUCAGCAACAUUUUUGCUGAAACUUCAAAAUGGCAGAUAAUUCCUAAAGUUGGUGUGAGGCACUGA
Messenger RNA from Candidula unifasciata, 948 nucleotides. Lineage: Eukaryota; Metazoa; Mollusca; Gastropoda; Stylommatophora; Geomitridae. The record is from the annotation of a GenBank genome assembly.